AUGCCCUGUCGCAUACCAUCAAAGGGAAUUGUACAGAGUUUCAAUGGCGUGCUAGAGAACGGAGGGGGGGAGAGAAGGAGGGAGAAUUCGACGUCAGCGAGAAGUCGGAAGCUGCUGGGUGUCGUUGCCACAGACCUCCCCAUCAACGACCUCCUCAAGACCCUCCAGAGCAACGUGAUAGGAUCAAACAGUUACUGGUUUGCAAUCACAGACAAUGGUUACACGUUGUUCCAUCCCAACUAUCAUCCACUGUUGAAGGAAGCGGAGAGAAGGUCGGCAUACACUAUGGACUUGAAGCACAUGGAACUCCAUGACGUUGACAACCAGUUGCUCAUUGAGUUGUUCACUGAGUUGUUUACUGAGUUGUUCACUGAAUUGUUUACUGAGUUGUUUACUGAGUUGUUCACUGAGUUGUUCACUGAGUUGCUCACUGAGUUGUUUACUGAGUUGUUCACUGAGUUUUUUACUGAGUUGUUUACUGAGUUGUUCACUGAGUUGUUCACUGAGUUGUUCAAUGAGUUGUUCAAUGAGUUGUUCUUUCAAUUUGUUCACAGAUCCUCACCUUAUCCAACAAAUAUGGCAAAGUUUCGAUGA
Molecule: messenger RNA, 594 nt
Organism: Helobdella robusta
Lineage: Eukaryota; Metazoa; Annelida; Clitellata; Rhynchobdellida; Glossiphoniidae
Exons: 6
Coding region: 1-594 (197 amino acids)
Source: RefSeq, a predicted model, not a curated record